UCUCGUAUUCUCCCAACAUUCCCCCAUCGUGCAUUAUUACACCAUAAAGGCACGCGACUCGUUUUUUAAUUCUUAAACAUCGAUACCUCUCCCAUUGCUUCGCAAGAUUUUAUCAUUUCUCUAGAUUUUAUCAGUCAUGCAUGUUUCACCAGUCGAAGAUGUUGGCACACCAGCAGCGAAUAUGAAUAAUAAAGAACUUCCAGUUCAGAACGAAAAUUUGCGUCUGUUAUUCAUCAAAUGAGAGAGGACAUGGAGGAUUUGACGAAACAGUUGACGCAACGUACCACUGGAUCGAUUACUAAUGCAAGAGAUGGCGUACCCAUUACGGAAGAAUAUGUGACAAGUCUGAAAAAGAAAUUUGAGAAGUGAAGGCGAGAAACCGCGAACUGACCCAAUCCAUGGCUAAUACAAAUGCUAAAACUGAAAAUACUGAGCCAACUUACGUUUUAGAUUGAAGUAAGGAUAAUGUUCAUGUAAGAGGUCUGGUGGCACAGCUGAACAGCACAAUCGGUAAGUGGUAGAUAACAAAGUUCAACCAUACAACAGCAGUUCAAGAAGUUACAAAGCUUAAACAUAGCAUCAUUAAAUUGAAACAUUACCUCAUCCCCCGCAUACCCAGCAGUUUUCAUUGUGUUAUCUGAAUAGUUAUAGUUGAACGUUGAAUUAGUUUUCUGUGUCUAAUGUCAAAUUUUAACCUACAAUGUCCUGAAUAAUUUCUGCGGAUUUUCGCUCCGCACGCGGGUAGUAUAAAAAACAACCCCUACAUACAUUGCCUCGAUAUGCUGAUUUAUUACACCGAGUUACAUAACUGUUCACUAUCUUUACUGCAAAUAUUUCCGUUAAGUCAAAUAUUUGACUUUCAAGUUACGUAAUUUUGUGGGUCAUUAAAAAAACACUAUAGCAUGUUGAUUAGCCCUGAGAAUUUACCCGAGUGAAAAUUUGAAAAAAAUGCCUGUAUUUUUUUGCAAGACACAACUGGAGUAUCAAGGAUUAAGAUUUUUGUAAGAGCUGAUAUUCCAAUCGCAUUGUACUAUUGACCAUGGUAACUUAAAUUGUGGGAAUCGCACGAAAGGCAUUCUGUAUUAACCGACUAGAAUUUCAGAUAAGUUGACAACAGGGAAUCGUCAGGCCAACGAAGAAAUGAAUGCUUUGAAGCAGCAGAACUCUGGUCUCAAGCUGCAGGUAACCCAAAAAAGACGCCAGGCUGACGAAUUUUACAAAACGGGUUUGGAGAGAAAUAUUGAUGCUGUAUCAUUAGGAAACCAGUUGUCAGCAUUAAAAUUGGAUCUUGCCAGUCACGGAAAACCUUUGAAUACGUACAAUCCAGAAAGUCAGUUUAUACAAGACCUUCGAGAGAAAGAAGUCCCUGGUAUGAAGGGAGUAGUAUCGUCAUCUAAAGGAUUACACACCAAACUACGUCAAGCUGCUCAAAGGAAAAAUGGAGUAACAAAAGAACGCGAACAGUUGAUUAAAAUGGGAAAUAAGCUGAGAGCUGAAUUGUUGAAAUAUAAAGGAGGGAAAAAAUCGCCUUCAAUUGAGGCACGUCAAUCGUCCAAAGAUCCGCAGAAUGUGGCGCAAACAUCCCGAUCCCAACUACGGGGUUUGGAACAGUUGCAAUAUGAACUAACAAGCAAAGAACUGCAGUAUGCACAGAGAAAACUAGCGAGGAAUAAUGAUCAGCAUUCGCUAUCUCCUCGGAAAAAGAAUUCCGCGUCGGCCCAAAAACUUCAAAAACACUCUUCAAACACGGAACUCGCAGAAAAAGCAGGCCUACCGGAAUCGUCUACUGUUCGUGACGAAAUCGUCUCGCCAUGGCAACCUUCGUUCUCAUCAGACGACCGCGCGUCGUUACAAGAUGUCUGGAAACUACUAGGCGAGGACAGUCCUGGAUUAACCCAUCGCGGGGACGAAGUCAGCAAGUCUCAGCUUCGGGAAAGUUCCUCAACUACGGAGAGUUUCACAGUCAAAGGUCAGCCUAGUCACGUGCAUCUCAAGCCAGAGUGUUCCAAGGCUGCGCUGUCUGUCAAGGCAGCUGGGAAAUGGACACUCUCCCAGGCUUUUCUCCCACGCCGUCCAUCUAGCUUCUAACUCACGAAGCAGUUUGGCAUCCCAGGGGACCUUGGCGUCACAAUACUCGCGGUAGAGGAACUUUCCUUGCAGAAUAAUGGGCGAAAUCAACCCGAGAGGAUCAUAAACUUUCGCGAUCCUUCCGAGGACUCCUCGCUUCGUCGGACUUGCUGGGUCAGCAGGAAACUAGAUUUUGUAUGGCUUGAGCAUGUAUGGCUUAGGCGGCCAAAGGAGUGGAAAUUCUGUCCCAAACAGCUUGGACCUCACACUAUUUUAGGAAGACUAGGCGUAAAUUAUAAGACUAGGUUACCCAAAGGGUAGUAAUGCUGCCUUCAAUGGCAAAACACAGUUGUCACAGAAAUAAGACAAAAAAUUGUACUUAUCAUUAUGUUAAGCAGAUUUAUAUAGACGCCAAA
Molecule: messenger RNA, 2483 nt
Organism: Dendronephthya gigantea
Lineage: Eukaryota; Metazoa; Cnidaria; Anthozoa; Malacalcyonacea; Nephtheidae
Product: coiled-coil domain-containing protein 57-like
Exons: 7
Coding region: 1141-2088 (315 amino acids)
Source: RefSeq, a predicted model, not a curated record